Messenger RNA from Homalodisca vitripennis (glassy-winged sharpshooter), 949 nucleotides. Its product is annotated as protein lifeguard 1-like. Gene Ontology annotation, cellular component: membrane. The record is from RefSeq and is a predicted model, not a curated record. The transcript has a single exon. NCBI's taxonomy places the organism in Eukaryota, Metazoa, Arthropoda, Insecta, Hemiptera, Cicadellidae. The coding region runs from base 184 to 603 and encodes 139 amino acids.
AAAUAGUGAACAAGUAAAUAUAACCUAUGUGACCUAUAAACAACAGUGGUACAUUUUGUUUUGUUGUGUUGUAAGCUGCUAUGUAACUAUAUAGAAAAUAUUUAAUAGCACAUGAUUAGAGUGCAUCUAUUAGAAAGUUGGUUCUUGUAGUAAAGUCAAAGGAGAAGUCUCGGGAUAUUCACAAUGGCCGAUAGUGUCCAGAUGUGCAGUGACAUACCCUUGUGUCGCUGGAAAGACGUCAUCUACGGCGGACUGAUCACGGUUGUGGUGACUGUUGCGGUCACCGUGUUUACAAUCCUGACCAACAUAGAUUUCACCGCCUUUGGAGGGAAACUCUUUGUUGCUGUCAUAAUCGUCACGGGCUUUGGCAUUAUCUGCACCUUUCUUCCUGGCAAGACCAUGGUCCUCGUGUACUCUUCCCUCGGUGCCCUCCUGUUCUCCGUCUGUAUUGUGUGUGACACACAGAUCAAAAUCAAGAUGGAGGGUGUAUACAAUGACAUCAUCUUGUCUAAGGAGUACCUCUUUAUCACCCUCAGCCUCUCCAUGGACAUCUUCAACGUGUUCGCGUAUAUCCUCAUCAUCUUCGGGGCGGCCAGAGACUAGGCACUGAAUUCCAAAAUCCUUGUCCGUAUCAGUAAAUAAUGCCGUUUUCAAAUCAAGACUGUAUGUCUGUUGUGUGUUUAUAUGUGGAUAAAGAAACAUAGGUAUCCUCCCUGUAUUUAAAUUUUCAACAGAUUUAUUUUAAGAUUCCUGUGUUUUAUAUAUACUUUCAUUUUAAUAUAAAUGGAGCCACAGAGGCGCCGUUGAUUAAUCCAUGUUUAUUAUUUGAAUUAAUCCCUGUUAAGUAUUUUAAUGAUACGGUUAAUAAACAAGAUUGUAGUGUUUGUUUUAAACUGAUGAUGCUAGUGAAAUUUGUUGUGUUGAGGGAGUAAAAUAAUUUAACUACUUA